CAAACACCUAAACUUGCACAAUGAGUUGGCAUGGAUUCAAAAAGGCCGUCAAUCGCGCCGGAACAUCGGUGAUGAUGAAGACAGGCCAUGUGGAACGCACUGUUGAUCGUCAGUUUGAGACGGAGGAGAGACGCUUCCGUUCGAUGGAGACGGCAGCUAAGAAGCUGCAAAAGGAAGCCAAGGGCUAUUUGGACGCAUUGAGAGCGAUGACGGCCGCUCAGACGCGAAUUGCCAACACGAUUGACGCUUUCUACGGCGAUGCUGGCUCCAAAGACGGAGUGAGCGCGUACUACCGCCAGAUUGUUGAGGAUUUGGAUGCAGAGACGGUGAAGAGACUUGACGGUCCUUUCCGUACGACUGUUCUGGAGCCCAUUUCUCGGUUUUGCAGUUAUUUCCCUGAUAUUAACGCUGCCAUUACGAAACGAAACCACAAGCUUCUGGAUCACGAUGCCAUGCGUUCGAAGGUUCAGAAACUGAUUGACAAACCUUCUAGCGAUCCCUCGAAAUUGCCUCGUGCCGAAAAAGAUGCGACGAUGGCCCGUGAAGCUUACGAGACGUUGAACGAGCAACUUGUAACUGAGCUGCCUCAGCUCGUGAGUUUGCGUGUGCCCUACCUUGACCCUAGUUUUGAGGCUUUGGUGAAGAUUCAGCUCUGUUUCUGUAGAGAGGGCUACGAGAAGAUGGCGCAAGUUCAGCAGUACUUUGAAAGUACUGUGCGGGAUGAUUACUCUAAUGGUGUGUUGGAUGAGCGCGUGGAGCAAGUUUUACAAAGCAUGCGCGAUCUUUCCAUAUCUGGUUUGAACAGCAGUUAGAUGUGCGGAUCGUGCGUCUGCUCACGAUUGCCGCAAGCUAUUCUUCUCCCAUCCAAGCUUUCUCACUCUUUCAUCGCCCCGCUGAAAGCGUACAUGCAUGUACAUAAGCAUACACGACCCUCCGAACGACUAUCAUAUAUACUGGCAACCGUAAACUGGUUUUGCUGUUGCGCGUCUUUAUGAGUUUUGCCUUUUAUUUGUCAGUUAGUACCCGAGCCAUUUUUGCAAAAAAUUGUAUGACUCGGUUUUCAGCAACAUUUAUCCCUACACGUUUCCUCUUUUUUAUUUUUGUGGCAUGCUUCGCUGCGCAAGCGUUCGUCUCGUAUACACAGACUCGUAUGCAAGCAUACACCUUUUACACUUUCAAUUUAUAUGGCCUUGGCAGUUUUACAAAGCAGAAAGCAGCACGGUUUAGAAAAGGCCAUGUCCUCAAAUUCGCACUACAACUUACAUGCUUUUCUUAUAUGGCUUUUAGCAGUCGUGAUGCACAGCCUUCCCCCGCAAACUGUUUUAUUCUCUAAUGAAAGUUUCUUUUUGUUCCAGCAUACAAUUAAUCGACAGCAGAGUAAAGUAAGUAAAUACUAGUAAUUGGAUGAAUUUUGCCAUUCACUAUGUAGCGGUAGUAACUACGGUGCUUUAAUAGUCUAAUUCGGG
Schizosaccharomyces japonicus yFS275 is the source of this 1466-nucleotide messenger RNA. Its product is annotated as BAR adaptor protein Hob3. The transcript is spliced from 2 exons. NCBI's taxonomy places the organism in Eukaryota, Fungi, Ascomycota, Schizosaccharomycetes, Schizosaccharomycetales, Schizosaccharomycetaceae. Gene Ontology annotation, cellular component: cytoplasm; medial cortex; cytoskeleton. Gene Ontology annotation, biological process: actin filament organization; endocytosis; actin cytoskeleton organization. The record is from RefSeq and is a predicted model, not a curated record. The coding region runs from base 21 to 812 and encodes 263 amino acids.